This is a messenger RNA of Yarrowia lipolytica CLIB122, 315 nucleotides long. RefSeq lists its product as uncharacterized. The record is from RefSeq and is a predicted model, not a curated record. Lineage: Eukaryota; Fungi; Ascomycota; Dipodascomycetes; Dipodascales.
AUGUCUAACCUGCAUCAGAUUGUGACGAGCACCGGCUCGAAUCUCAUCGACGUCGGCGCGGUGGCCCAGGUCGAAUCCCCGAACGGCAUCACCCAAAAACGAAGUGCCUCCGACUUCAAGCGCCAGCUGGACCCCGAAACAGGCAUUGUGGUGCUUGCUAGCGAUGCUUCUCACGUGAGCAAGGCCAACCUGAGCGAAAAGGACAAACAGGUGGUUUCCAAGCAUGUCGGCAAGUUUGUGGAGCUGGUUGCCAAGGAGUCCAACGUCAAGCCGGUGGGAAAACUGGUGCAGAACUUUUCCGAGAUUCAGUCGUAA